AUGGCGGCGACCACGGGGGGCGCCUCGCACCCGCUGGAUGGACGUGGUGACCAGAGAUCUCCGCAUCAUCAACAUCACACCCCAGCAGGCGCAGCCAGCAGCAUUGAACAGAGGGCGGUGGAGAACUCUAGUGCACGCAUGGGAGUUUGCGUUUUAUUUUACCAUACACCUCCACAGGUCGCCUCUAUUGAAGAUUUCUGCAGCCUGUGUGUGAAUCAACUGACUGAGAUCAUCAGCCAUGAUGAGCUGAAUGUUAAAGAGGAGACGACAGUGUGGGAGGCUGUGGUAAGAUGGGUGCAGCACAGCAGGGAGGACAGACUGCAGCACCUACCCAGCAUCCUCUCUCACAUCCGCUUCAACCUACUGACCUCAGACGACACGACAGCCAUCUUGGAACACACGCUGGUUAGGGAGGACCCAAGAUGUUCUGAGGUCAUUAGGGAUGUGGUACAGAAAGGGAACACUGACCUGAGACCGAGGCAUGGGAUGUUCACGGAGAUGAUGCUGAUGUUCGAUUUUAUGCGUUGCAAGGAGAUCUUCUUCAUGAACCCUCGGGAAGGGAAGUACAUCAACUGCUCUUACAAGCCUGAAGACCUUUCUUGUAUCACAGACAUUGUAGUGACCAGUGAUAACAAUAUCUACAUCCUGCAAUUGAAAAUGGAGGCUGGGAAUCAGCUAUCCCUGUUUAAGUACAACCAUGCAAAGAAUGCGUGGGAACAAGCAGGUGUGUCAUCGGUAACUGGGGAACCUGUCUACGACCAGGCGUUUGGUGCAACAUCCCUUAUUGCACUUGGUGGGAUUUUAUAUUUCAUUCGGGUUGAUCCUGUUGAUUAUGAAGAACAUAGACGAUUGCAGAUGAGAAAGUACGACCCGCACUCAAACCAAUGGCAGGAGUGUUCACAGUUGGGACUUGGCGAAACUAUAGACGACAUUGGAACAUUUUCCUGCGGUCCAAACCUGUAUUACCUGUCACACACAACACUGCAUUGCUACGACCCCAGCAUGGACAUGUGGUACAAGCGAACCCCGCCUAUGACUAUAACAUAUCUUGAAAUCCAUGCAGCUGUUGCCAUAGGAACAGAGAUAUUCUGUACAGAUUUUGAAUUCACUCAGACUAUGGUGUACGACACAGAGUCAGACUGCUGGCAGAUACGACAAGGCUGGCCGAACCCAGGAAACUUCUCUGUUGAAGGUUGUCAAAAUCUUUUUGUACUGGAGAACCAGUUGCACAUCUUGUUAACCUGUCUAAGGGACUCUCAUACAGGCAACAUAUAUCAGGAAGACUACAUAUAUCUAGUGUAUGUGUAUGACAGGUCUGCUGAUGCCUGGAGAGAGUUGAAAGCCAAUCUGCCUUACAAGAAGUAUCAUACAUACUAUUCUUGUUCUCCUGUGGCACGUAUAUACCUACCAUAUCUAAAGGGGACAUAAAAACAAUUCUCAUGCUGUUCAAUGGUGAUAAAGUUAGUCAUGACAGUAAUAGAAUAACUUCAGUUAGACUACAGGGCAAAACUUAUAAACGACAUUUUGAUAGGUAUCAGGUUUACCGAAUGCUCAACUGUGGGAAACAUAUAACAUCGUUUAUACUUUAGUAUUAGGUUUACAACUUGAAAUUUUUUUUCUUAUAGGUUGGAGCAUCUUUGUAAAGACAACUAAAGAUCUGUGGCCUUCAUGAUUUACAGCAUUAGUUACAAGAUACCAUUAUCCUUAGUGCUUUCCAAUGUAGUAUCCUGGGGCAUUCGUAGUAUCAUUUGUUGAGGUGGUGUUGGCUGGUACAUAUAUGGGAGCCCUUGUAAUAUAACUUGGAUGGCACACAGGCAAAGACAAUUUAAUGUGUAUGUUGCGUACCUUAUUUUGUGUGGUGUGAUUAACAUUCUAUUUUUUGCUCACCUUACAGAUUGGUCUUGUCACCUCGUUUGUCUGUUGUCACUCCGAUAUAAACUCAUAAACUCAUAAUGCUGUACUAUGUAAUUUAGUGACCGUUUUGUCGAAAAGAUCGGCGAUUCUACUAGUACAGAUUGCGAUCGGAGUUGAUCUUAGGAGAGAU
Molecule: messenger RNA, 2044 nt
Organism: Branchiostoma floridae (Florida lancelet)
Lineage: Eukaryota; Metazoa; Chordata; Leptocardii; Amphioxiformes; Branchiostomatidae
Product: kelch repeat and BTB domain-containing protein 2-like
Exons: 4
Coding region: 1-1428 (475 amino acids)
Molecular function (GO): protein binding
Source: RefSeq, a predicted model, not a curated record